Sitodiplosis mosellana (orange wheat blossom midge) is the source of this 4202-nucleotide messenger RNA. Its product is annotated as zinc finger protein OZF-like. The record is from RefSeq and is a predicted model, not a curated record. Lineage: Eukaryota; Metazoa; Arthropoda; Insecta; Diptera; Cecidomyiidae. The transcript is spliced from 3 exons. Gene Ontology annotation, biological process: regulation of transcription by RNA polymerase II. Gene Ontology annotation, molecular function: RNA polymerase II cis-regulatory region sequence-specific DNA binding; DNA-binding transcription factor activity, RNA polymerase II-specific. Bases 2743 to 4104 code for a protein of 453 amino acids.
GAGGCAGACAUUUUGAAAGACGACACACGCAAGGGAUAAUCAAUUGAAUUUUCAGCAGAAAAAAGGCAUCAACAGCCGAAAUGAACCCAUUCAAAGUUGUUUCUGGUCGAUGCAGAAAGCGCAAGUCAAAGUCUGCAAAGGUUGAAGUCAAGCAAGAGCUGGUGAUUAAAGAAGAGCCCAAUGACGGUGACGAUGUCAUGAACAUACCAUGGUCGAGAGUUGAUGGAAGAUAUCGUGCAAAUUACGAAAGGCCGAUUGACUUUGCCUGUGACUUCGAUCAGAUCAAAGAUGAAAUCAAAUGUGAAGAAGAAGAGACGAGCAAAGGAAAGACCUCGGUACCAAGUGAACGAUCGAAUGACAACGACGCCAACUAUGAUGACAACAAAGACCCCAUGGAUGACGCAAUCGAUGUUCAACAACCGGAAUCAGUUGGCAGCGGGAAGAAACGGAAUGAAGGCGCCAAAAGACGAAACAAACAAACAAUUCCCGGGAAUCAAGCGACCAAAAAGCAAAAGAAGCACAAAUGCCAUGUGUGCAAUCAUUUAUCACGUUGCAGCGCUGAACUCCAAAUACACUUUCGAAUUCACACUGGAGAAAAGCCGUAUCAGUGUGAUGUUUGUUCGAAGUCAUUUGCACGAAAAGGUGAUCUGAACAAGCAUAAGAAAACGCAUGGCCAGUUUCGUUGUUCGAAAUGUAAUCAAAUAUUUGAGCAAGAAUCAGUCAAGAUCGAACAUGAAAGGCUCUGUAAUCCACGCCAAUUCGAAUGCGAUAUUUGCGGAUACAAAGCAUUGCACAAACCAAACUUAAAAAGUCAUAUGCGGACUCACACAGGUGAGAAGCCGUUCGAGUGCUCAAUUUGUUCCAAAUCAUUCAUAACAAAUGCUAAUCUUCAAAGACAUUCCAUGCCGCACAAGGAUGAACUGCCGAAUAAUUGUGCGAAAUGUGGUCGACGAUUUGCCACUCCAGACGAUAAGAAAUCACACGAAACGCGCUGCCAACGAAGUCCAUUUGCUUGUAAUCAGUGUCAUUACAAAACUGUUCAAAAGAAUCAUUUGAAGCAGCACAUGCAAUCAAAACACGGAGCAAAAAGAUCGAUCGAAUGUGAAAUUUGCAACAAGAAGUUCGUCAAACGUAUUGUUUUAAAUCAGCAUUUGUCAUCAGCACACAGCGAUCAGUUCCCAUUCCAAUGCUCCAAAUGCAUCGGAGGAUACGCAAGCGAAGAUGCAAAAGAGGUUCAUGAAGAUAGCUGUGGCUACCGUCAGUAUCAAUGCCAUUUGUGCAAAGAGCAUCGUCGAGGCAAACAAAGGUUGAAAAUUCACAUGCGAAAAGGUCACACCGGAGAGCGAAUUCAAUGCGAAGUGUGCUCAGCAAGCUUUACCCACAAGAGCAAUGCCAAUCAACACAUGAAAACAGUUCAUCGUUUGGAGAAGAAAUAAGUCACAAAUUCUAGAGAUUUAUUAAAACGUAGUUAAGCUUAAAACUAAUAAUAAACUUUCAUGACACUUACAAAGCAAUUUCACAUGAAAGACAGUCACUGAAUAGCAAUAACGAGCAUGCACCUGAAAUUGAAAUAACAUUUAAUACUUUCCAAAAUAAAACUGCAUAGUCGCUUGAGAUUUAAGCUCCCAUUUUGAUCGAAAUAGAACAGAACAUGAAUACAUAUUGAAACUGGAAUAAAAAGAAAAAAAGCGGCUGAAGAGGGUUGCGUUUAAUUUCUGAGUUCAUUUUUGCAGCAAUUCUCUUCUCCAAAGAAAGAAACAAAUGGUUCCGGGAAUAUGUAUUAUGUUGGCCAACUCUGCAUUCGAAUCGGGUUUGUACAUUUUCAUUAUGAAGUCUCAGCUUCAAAAUAUAUUGUUCAUAAUUCUCAUUAUUCGAAUAUUCGAUUUGAAUUGGUUUCUGAUUACUUGUCUAUUUGCCCAAUUCAUUGCCGCCACUUAACCAAUAAAUGUCACACUUCAGACUCCAGAUAUUUUCGAUUACAAACAGAAACAUGCUCUUCUAAUGCGACUCUUGUUCAAUUCAUGGAUUGGAUAACAAUAAUAGAUCGAUGAACGAAUGACUUGGAGUGGUGAUAUGCGGUUGUAGUUGUUUAUAGAAAUACAAAAACAUAAUGGAUUCAAUCUCGUCAGCCAUUAUUCGGUUUUCGAUUCUUCAGACAAAUUCUAAACUAAAUCGAUAUCCGAUUGUGAUUAAUAAGCACAUGUACCGCGAAUUGCUUUGUUUUCAUCUUGAAUCGUAUGCAUUUGCUGAGCCAGAAAUUAAAAUAGUAUUCUGCGAUACUAAUUGGUUUACAUCAUAAACAUAAACACAACGAAUCAGUUUGUUAUUGUUUCACAACUAAAUGUUUCCAUCAUUCAAAUUUCACGCACCAAAAUGUUCUUCGUUCCCAAUGGAAUUGCUUUCAAUUUUCUGCCAUCUAUUCAGUUACCAAACAAAUUUGAAGUUGGAAUUUGAAAAAGAACAUUUCGCAUGAAUUUAACUGAUUAUUUUGAAUUGAGCUCUGCUUUUUGCUCAAUUGACAGCUACCAAUGGAGAUGAAGUGUCACUUUGCGUCGUUGAGAACUUAACGAAACUCACCAACACAAACAGCGCGCUUGCAAGUGUGUGAAAAUCAGCCUCGAUGCUGUGGUUUACGUUGCACGUUGUUCUAGAUUGUUCCGUCGACCACAGAGUGAAGCAGACAUUUUGAAGGAGAUACGUGAAAGAAAUAUUUUUCAGAGAGAAAAGGCGGCGACAUCCAAAAUGAAGCCAUUCAAAGGUGUUUCUGGUAGACGCUGCAAGCGUAAAUCAAAGUGCACAAAGGUUGAAGUCAAGCAAGAGCCGGUGAUAAAAGAUGAGCCCAAUGACGGUGACGAUGUCAUGAACAUACCACGGCCGACAGUUGAUGGAAGAUAUCGUGAGAAUUACGAUGGGCCGAUUGACUUUAACGAUGAUUUCGAUGAAGUAAAAGAUGAAAUCAAAUGUGAAGAAGGAGAGAUGGACAAAGAAAAGGACUCGACACCAUGUGAACGAUCAAAUGACGGAGCUGCUGCCAACCAUGAUGACAACAAAGACUUGAUGGAUGACGUAACCGAUGUUCAACAAUCGCAACCAGUCGCAACCAGUGGGAAGAAACGGGAUGGAAGCUCCAAAAGACUAAACAAACAAACGAUUCCCAGAAAUCAAGCGGCCAAAAAGCAAAAGAAGCACAAAUGCCAUGUGUGCAAUCAUUUGGCACGUUGCAAGGCUGAACUCAUACGACACUUGCACACUCACACUGGAGAAAAGCCGUAUCAGUGUGAUGUUUGUUCGAAGUCAUUUGCACGAAAAGGUGAUCUGAACAAGCAUAAGAAAACGCAUGGCCAGUUUCGUUGUUCGAAAUGUAAUCAAAUAUUUGAGCAAGAAUCAGUCAAGAUCGAACAUGAAAGGCUCUGUAAUCCACGCCAAUUCGAAUGCGAUAUUUGCGGAUACAAAGCAUUGCACAAACCAAACUUAAAAAGUCAUAUGCGGACUCACACAGGGGAGAAGCCGUUCGAGUGCUCAAUUUGUUCCAAAUCAUUCACAACCAACACAAAACUCCAAAGACAUUCAAUGACUCACAAAGAUGAACUGCCGAAGGCUUGUUCGAAAUGUGGUCGACGAUUUGCCACACCAGACGAUAAGCAAACACACAAAACGCGCUGCCAACGAGGUCUUUAUGCAUGCAAUCAGUGCCAUUACAGAACUGUUCACAAGAAUAAUUAUAAGACACACUUGCAAUCAAAACACGGAGCAAAACGAUCGAUAAAAUGUGGAAUUUGCAGCAAACAAUUCGUCAAACAGAUUUAUUUAAAUCAGCAUUUGUCUUCAGCACACAGUGACCAAUUUCCAUUCCAAUGCUCCAAAUGCUUCGGAGGAUACGCAACCGAAGAUGCAAAAGAGGUUCAUGAAGAUAGCUGUGGCUACCGUCAGUAUCAAUGCCAUUUGUGCAAAGAGUAUCGUCGAGACAAACAAAAGUUGAAGAUUCACAUGCGAAAAGGUCACACCGGAGAGCGAAUUCAAUGCGAAGUGUGCUCAGCAAGCUUUACCCACAAGAGCAAUGCCAAUCGACACAUGAAGGCAGUUCACCGUUUGAAGAAGAAAUAAGUCACGCAUCACUUAGAUUCAUUAACGUAGUUAAGAUUAAAACAAAUAUUUCAUGACACUUACAAAAUAAUUCACACAUAAAAGACAACCACAUCAAG